This is a messenger RNA of Schizophyllum commune H4-8, 2074 nucleotides long. RefSeq lists its product as uncharacterized. The coding region runs from base 161 to 1927 and encodes 588 amino acids. NCBI's taxonomy places the organism in Eukaryota, Fungi, Basidiomycota, Agaricomycetes, Agaricales, Schizophyllaceae. The record is from RefSeq and is a predicted model, not a curated record. The transcript has 2 exons.
CUGGUCUGCUUAGUCGUGUUAAUUUGCGUGCGGAGAGAGAGAGGGAACGUGAAAGACUACCUAUCGCUCCUUUGCAUGUCAUGAGCCACACUGUCUUUGUCCGGUCGUCUGCCUGCCAUCACGACGGUAUUUACCUCUGAUAACUUUCAAGCUUGCUAUCAUGUUGUCAAUCGACAUUGAACAGACCUUCCAGGCGUCAAGAGGGAUAGACGAGAAAGGCUUGCAGCGCGUACGCGCGGAGGUCCUCGCUACCGACUCGGUCUCGCUUCCAGACCUCAUCUCCGAGUCAUGGAAGGAGCUUGCGAAUCUGCAGACGCGGCUUAUCAAUGCUUCACGCAAGGUCUAUCUCGCCAAAGCCGCCCUCGAACCAGUGCACUCGUUACCUGACGACUUGCUGGUGUACAUCUUCGAGUUGGUCUGCCAGGAUGCUGCACGUUACGACUAUAAAUAUGACACGCUGCUGAGCUGGCAGCGGUUCCAGGAGCGCCCGUCGCCCGUCGUCGACCUCUCGCACGUGUGCUGUCGGUGGCGCCGAGCAGCGCUUCAGGCGCGGACAUUGUGGUCUAACAUCCUCCUCGACCACACCGAACCGCUCCCCUGCGAGCGCCUCGCCACCUACCUCGCCCGCUCUGGAUCAGCACCCCUCCGCCUCACGGCCACCAUCGCCGACUCCCACUACGACGACCCGCGCGACCCGCCGUACGCCGCGUCCUUCGCGCAGUAUCUCGAGGCCGCAACCUCUGGGCACGCCGAGCGCGUCGAGGAGCUGCACAUCCGCGUCUUCGACCGCCUGCGGCCCGUGUUCCCGCGUGUGCGCACGCCCGCGUUGCGCUACCUGCGCCUCGCCGUCGAGCAGAACAAGCACGUGCUCGGGUACCAGAUCGAGGAGUACUGGCGUGGGCGCGGGGCGGAGCAGGGCCCGCUGCUGCUGGAUGCGCCGCAGCUCGAGACGCUCGUGCUGCAGGGAACGGGCCCGGGCUCGUUCUUCCCUUAUGUGGAGAACAUGGGCGGUGUGGGCGUGCCGUGGGCGACGCUCACGAGCUUGCGAAUGUAUGGGGUGUUCUGCACGACGAGGAGCGCUGUCAAGGCGCUUCGGGCGUGUGGGGCGCUGCGCGAGUGCGUCCUUGCGAUAGACGACACAGUCGACGCUGUGCAUGGCGGAUUCCCGACUGCACCAGAAUGGAGCAGCUCGACGGAGGUGAUUGUGCUCUCCGAGAUGCGCACACUGUCUAUAUUGUGGCAGGCGACUCUUUUGGAGGACCUGCUGGGGCGUCUGCGCUGCUUGCACCUCGAGGAACUCACGCUCAAGAUUGAUGUUCACGAGCUGCAGCAAAACAACGACUCGUACUUGCCAAAGUUCGACAAGUCAUUGCUGCAGUUCGUCCACAGCUCGGACUUGCGCCGCUUGCGGAUGCUUCGCUUAGAAGGCUUCGGAUUUCCUGGCGACAAGGAGCAUCCAGUAGUCGCAGGCUCAGAUCGUACCAUGCUGUCCUGCAGCGUAGUUCUGCGCAGCUUGUCCGGUUUGGAGAAGCUCUAUCUGUCAUGCAGGUACGACGACGGCCUCCUCGAUGCCCUCGCCGAGACGACGAACGACGGCCAGCCUUUACUCUGCCCCAAUCUCCAUCGACUCGAACUCGAGUUCCCCUACCAACCAGCAUCAGAGGACCUGUACGCGAGGCAUCUGUCUAUGGCGUCGAGACGCUGGGCAACACCGCCGAAGCGUAAAAUAGACCUCUGCAUUAUGGUCCGCGACGUUGGAGAGGGGCAACCGAGCUGGAGGGAGAUCGUCAUGCGGAAGAACGUAUCUAUCUUGUUGGCCAGUUUGAAGACGAUACCCAACCUUGACUUGUUUGUACCCGAGGAUGAAGUUAGUACAAGGGGUGGUUUCUUAUCCUACACACUCAGUAAUAUCUUGUUCAUGUCGUAAAGUAUACCCAUGGAUCCACUCCGUAUUUGGUCCUUUCACAACGGAGUUCUAGAAAUGCACAUCGUCAGAAGCGGGUGACUCAUCUUUCCGUUUUCGGUAGUCCUUGUUCGCACGCACCUCUUCCUCCUCCCACGUACCAAUUUGUAC